Messenger RNA from Dissoconium aciculare CBS 342.82, 3016 nucleotides. RefSeq lists its product as uncharacterized. The transcript has a single exon. The record is from RefSeq and is a predicted model, not a curated record. Bases 316 to 2832 code for a protein of 838 amino acids. Lineage: Eukaryota; Fungi; Ascomycota; Dothideomycetes; Mycosphaerellales; Dissoconiaceae.
CAACCCGUUCACGAUUGAGACCACGACCAGCUCACUCUCGCUGAUGAGGCUUUGCAAUUGACAUAUUUCACCUGGGCAUCUUCCAACAGCGUGCAUUGCCUCUGCAUUCCACCAUCCGCCCACACGCGGGAUUGAGCCAAGCGCUGGCCAUUGUGCUGCAUGUCACUGCAUUGCAUAUCCUUUCACGCUUCACACCAAAUUCCUUGCCCGUUGGCAGAAACCCUUCUGCAUGCCACGCGCCCAUUUCACAUCCGCCGUUUGACGUAGCGGUUGUGCAACAUCGCUCCUACAUAACCAUCACUGCCAACCUCACCGAUGGCGACCAACGACACUGCACCACCAGUUCCACCCAAGGACUCACCUUACGACAUCGGCAUGGCGGAUACGGUGGUGGGAAGCUCCAAGAGAAAGCGUCGCAUGGGUGACGAUGACAACGUCUUGGACAACACCGACCUCUCGCCUGCCGACCGCGGUGACGGCCAUACUCCCAAACGCUCACGCUCCGUCGUUCCUCAAAGCGACGACGAGACUUCUGACGACGCUCGAACUCGCAGCGUACGGCGGAAGACAGGCUCGAGAAACUUGUCCAAUCUGAACCUCCGACACGGCUCCAAACAGCACAAGAUGGAAGAGACGCCACGAGGGUCCAAAUUCCAAGAAGGGAGCUUGAACAGCAAACCCAGCACAACUCCACCGAGCUUCUACACGCGUGGCAAGCGGCAGAUGAAGGGUGGCCUCGAACAUAUGGAUGACCUCAUGGAGGCAUAUCAUGAUCCUGCUGGCGACGCAGCGGUCGAUGGGGACGAAAUUGAAGAUGAAUAUUCCACAGACGCGGAACUCGCAGGUGGAUCAACAGAGGGACCUAAGAGCUUCUUCCGUUUUGGUCGUUCCUUAUCCAAAUUUUACCCAUUUGGUUUGUGGAACAGGCUAUAUGACGAGACACAUGAGAAGCUUCUACAGCAGAACAGGAUUGACGCUGAACGCAAAGCAAGAAUGAAAGCCGAGGCGGAAGCGAGGUAUGCUGAGAUGAAGAAGGCCGGGCUCCUUGAUCCCACGCAAGUGUCAGCAACUCGUCACUCCAUCGAUCUCGCCACUCCGCAUGAUUCUGUCGUUGGGUCAGAUAGCAAACGCUCGUCGCUCGAUCACAGGCGCAACGUAUCGAUGGGUUCGGAUCUUGCGAGCCCUCGAGACCACAUCCUUAGCCCUGGCGCGAUUGAUGCUCCAGCGACGGAGCAGAAGAGGCUUCGCUCGAUGAGCUCCCGGUUCAGCCUGAGACGGCCGUCGCUCUCGAAUCUUAAGAAUGGCUUGAAGCGUGUAGCGUCCGAUCUGAACCUGGGAAAUAUUGCGGCACGUGAAACGUCAUCCUCUGUGUCUCCGGAGAAGGCAGAGACUCAACCAUUUGCAAGUGAAUCCUUGCGAACUCGGAGCGACAAGCAAAGUCGAGAUACGCACCGUCUCUACAAGCGCAUCAGCGAUCUGGAGAGGAAGCUCUCGCUUGCACGUGCAGAACUUGGGAACGUUCUGGAUGAAGCUUCACCGGCCCCUGGCACAAGCGCCUCGUCUCAGCGCUUCUCAUCGGCUCCUUUGCGACGCCCCAAGUUCAUUCCCGGAUCACUUCCAACGCUACCAAGCGAGCGAUUGCUUUUCCCCGAAGGUGGCAUCAAUCUUUCAGAUGACGACGAGGAUAUCGACAAUCAAGCCACGAUACGCGCGACACGUGAAAUUGCCCUUCCGCCACGGAUAUCCUCCCUAUUCAAGGAUGUAAAUCACGAGCUUUUCAACCGUGACAUCCACCUCGAACCACAGACUGGCACCGACGAUCCAGUUGACCAUAACGGCCCUGUUCUCAGCAACGCCAUAGCCAAAACUCCUGUCGAGAUGGACCCUAACAACAUCACCGACUUCACACGCACUGCAAAUGCAGCUGGAAGCUCAACAGCGGAUUACAGCCAGCUGGACUCAAAGCUCAAGGCCCUUGACGACAACGUAAAACUUGCAAAGAAGUCAGCCAAAUCAAAGAAGAGAAAGUCGAGCGUCGCGUCAAAUGAUCUCGCAUUCAAGCCUAGUGCAGGAAUCGAUGACGAUGACGAUGAAGAAUGGGCAGCUGCGUCUGGUACGCCCAAGAAGAAGCUCAAAUCAGGCAACAAGUCUGCAGAAAGUCUUCGCCGACAAGCCCAGAAGGUCACUGUUCAGAAAUUGACGCCCGCGACAGCGACCAUCGUCAAGUCACAUGUCGCAUCUGGUCACAAGAAACAAAAGGUGCAAAAGAGCACUGUGUCCAAACCCGACGAGACUCGAACAAUCCAACACACGACCAUCGAAGAGACGCUGACCAAUGAGCCAACAUCGACAUCCGCCCCGAUCAUCGACGAGCAACCCGAGCCAGAAGAUUCGUUCCUCGAAGUCACCGACCUCGACAUCAUGUCCCCACUGGAGCCCGUCUUCGAAGAGGAAGAAGAAGACGAAGAUUCCGAAGGCAACACCACCACAACCAACAUCCCUGUCAAGGACGCCCCGUCGAAGCCUACUGCAAAAGCCACGCCCGCGCGCUACACCCGCCGCGGCGUGCACCAGCGCAACCGCUCCGCCAGCCCGAACAUCCUGCUCCAACCGCAGCAGCAUCUCGACCCAAACAAAUCCGGCAUCCAAGCCGUGCUCUCGGCCGGCGAUGUCGCCAAACACCGCCGCAACCGCUCCAUCAGCCCCCUCCCGCCUGCCGGCGAGAAGGGUCGUCUUGGAUCGGUCAGUGAGGAGGAGGGUCAUGGCGCGGCGAUUGUCCGUCCCGCGACGGCGCCGGCCGGCGAGUUUGAGUGGCCGGAGGACGUCUUUUGACGAGGCUUUCUCACAAAGAGACGAAUGUGAAAUGGAGUUAGCUUCUGGUGAAGCUUUUCCCGGCAACUAUUGACCGACCGACCGACCGAUCGUGAAUUUUGAAUUUCUCGGGCCAACCGUUCUGGACAGCGAAGGAGUUUUGAAUUUUGGCGUUGGAUGGUUUUGGCUUUUUCGACUCGUUUUC